Molecule: messenger RNA, 642 nt
Organism: Pleuronectes platessa (European plaice)
Lineage: Eukaryota; Metazoa; Chordata; Actinopteri; Pleuronectiformes; Pleuronectidae
Gene: atoh1b
Product: atonal bHLH transcription factor 1b
Exons: 1
Coding region: 1-642 (213 amino acids)
Molecular function (GO): protein dimerization activity
Source: RefSeq, a predicted model, not a curated record
AUGACCGCACACGCACAGAGCUCCAGCUGGCCGGAGUACCCCGAGGAUUUCAGCCUGGCCCACAUCAACUCCAAAAGUUGGAUGGCUUCAAGCGCAGUCCGCGCGUACUCGCGGAGGGACGCGCACGGAGCCACAGACGCAGGUAUCUCACUGGAGAGAUUCGUGCAAAUGUCGAGUGAGGAUCCCGAGUGCGUGUCGUCCGCAGAGACGGACUGCGAGAGGGAGGCGGAGGGAGGCCAGAGGAGCCACUGCGGCCCCGUGAAGCACCGGCGCGUCGCAGCCAACGCCAGGGAGAGGAGGAGGAUGCACGGCCUGAACAAAGCGUUCGACGAGCUGAGGAGCGUCAUCCCGUCGGUGGAGAACGAGAGGAAGCUGUCCAAGUACGACACCCUGCAAAUGGCGCAGAUCUACAUCACGGAGCUGUCGGACCUCCUGGUCGGCGUGGUCCAGACGGAGUGCAUGAGUCCGUGUCAAGGCUCGGCGGACAAGGCCUCCAUGAGGAGUCACACCGCCUCCCUGGGUCACCUCAUCAUACUGGGAGCACCAUCCGAGCGGGGGUCAAACCAAUCCACAACCUCGUUCAGUGAUGGAGAGUCCUCACACCUCAGUGACAUGGAGGAAAGUCAGAGUGGGAGACAGUGA